Molecule: messenger RNA, 3293 nt
Organism: Mastomys coucha (southern multimammate mouse)
Lineage: Eukaryota; Metazoa; Chordata; Mammalia; Rodentia; Muridae
Gene: Mavs
Product: mitochondrial antiviral signaling protein
Exons: 7
Coding region: 351-1871 (506 amino acids)
Source: RefSeq, a predicted model, not a curated record
UGGGAGGGCUCUGCACGGUCGAACGCGGUCAACCUGUUGCCUAGUCUGAUUCCUUCUUGGUAAGUUCUCAGCGCGGGCGUGGGUCCUCAGGGCUCUGUGCUCACUGAGGCCCUUCUGGAAAGGGACCUUGGGCACAAGUACGCCUGGGAGUCCGCAGGAGCGCCCCGGGCCUGGACGCGCGGGGUCGGAGAGGCUCCUGACCGGGAUUAAGGGAGAAUGCGGUCUGCCACAAACGGAUUCGCUGCCCCGGCAGUUCCUUGAGCCGCUUCCAGUACCUUUAGCAAGCAGUCCAUCUCUCUCAGUCCAUUCCACCCUCCCAGGGUCGGAGUCACUCCAGAAGCUGAGCAGCCAUGACAUUUGCUGAGGACAAGACCUAUAAGUAUAUCUGCAACAACCACAGCAAGUUUUGCUGUGUCGAUGUUCUGGAAAUCCUGCCUUACCUGUCCUGCCUCACAGCCAGUGACCAGGAUCGACUACGGGCUUCCUACAAGCAACUCGGGAACCAGGACACACUCUGGGAACUCUUCAAUAAGCUUCAGCGCCGGACUGGCUGGGUGGAGGUCUUCAUCCGGGCACUGAGGAUCUGUGAGCUGCCUGGGCUGGCUGAUCAAGUGACUCGAGUUUAUCAGAGCUACUUACCUCCUGGGACCUCACUCCGCUCCCUAGACCCACUGCAGUCACUAGCCGUUCCUGCCACGCUUUCUGGACCUUCUGCAUUUGCAGCAGGCCACAACAUCCCUGACAAUGGCUUCCGAGAGACACCAAGUUACCCCAGGCCUGUCCAGGACACCCAGCCACCAGAGUCCCCAGUAGAGAAUUCAGAGCAACUCCCACAGGCCAACUUUGGGGCUGUUCCGAGGAUGUCUGGUGGCUCUUUGAUACCCUCUCCUAACCAGCAGGCUCUCAGCCUUCAACCCACCAGAGAGCAUCACGAGCAAGAGCCAGAACUGGGUGGCACCUACGCAGCAAAUGUUGACUCCGUUCCCAUAGCAACCUAUGGACCCGUGUCUCCAACUGUUUCCUUCCAGCCCCUUCCACGUACCGCCCUGAGGAAAAACCUCUUGUCUGGGGUCACAGUAUCAGCUCUAUCUGCUGAUACCUCCUUGUCCUCCUCUUCCACUGGAUCAGCUUUUGCAAAGGGAGCUGGUGACCAGGCCAAGGCUGCCACCUGUCUCAGCACUACACUCAACAAUUCUGCAACUACCAGCUCAGUGCCUUCUAACAGAUUGGUACCAGUAAAUACCAUGUCUUCCAUGUUACCCAUCAGUUCCAAGUCCACUGCUGCAAUGACCUCUACUGUGCUCACUGAUGCAGUGCCAUUAAAAUUACCCAGCAACUCAGUGUAUGCUGGCACAAUGCCAUCCAAAGUGCCUGCUAGUGUGGCCAAAGCACCUGCCAGCACAAUACCACCUACGAGGAACAGCAAGCAAGCCAAGGAGACCCUGGAAGCUCCAGCAGCCAUAGUCACCACUGGAGGCAACCGGAUCCGGAUUGUACCAGAUAGCCGUUCCAGGAGCUUGCUCUCUGGCCCAGAGUUGAGCAAGCCGGGUGUGCUGGUGUCCCAGGAGAACAAUGAGCCAUUCUCAGCCUCCUCUGUGGACCUUGCCAUCAGCCCCAGCAGCUCCUUGGUCUCAGAACCCAACAAUGGUCCAGAGGAGAAUGAGUAUUCAUCCUUUAGAAUCCAGGUGGAUGAAGGCCCCAGUCCUGGUCUAUUAGGAAGCCCUGAGCCACUAGCCACCCAGCAGCCCCAAGAAGAGGAAGAGCUUUGUGAUAGUUCAGUGUCCUGGGCUAAGUGGUUUGGGGCCACCAGUGCACUCUUGGCUGCAUUCCUGGCAGUGAUGCUGUACCGUAGUAGGCGCCUGGCCCAAUGAAGCCUUAUUUGUAUGCUGCUCACUUGCUCAGUUCUGCCAAGCAUGUUCUCUAGGCUUGGGCUGGUAGAGGCUGAGUCAGAGAAGCUUAAAUAUGGCGAGGCCCACUGAGCUAUCCAGGUGGAUAGCUGCACCAAGAUGCCAUCACUGUUGGGUGGGGGAGAGACAUUGUUUCUAUCCUGGUUCAUGUCAUCUUCUGGUCUUCAGCUUUUGGGGGCACUGUAUUACCUCCAUUGCUUCUGACCUGUCCACAUGGCAGUGUAAGAUCUCAUGCUAUGUGCUCCUAAGGAGACACCCCACUAGCCUCAUCCCUGUUGGCCCAAGCCUAAAGAUGAAGAGGUAUCACACUGUUGACCGUGCCCCUCAUCUCACCCAGGUCUCUUGAAACACAGCAUAGGCAUGUUGACGAGUGCUCCCAUAGCAUCUUAUGCCUUCCACCAGCAGCCUGGCCUAAGGCCUUGGCAGUAGAACCUGGGAGCAGCAGAGUGGCUGGUCUCUAGGGAGCUUUAAGUGCUCUGCCCCUUUGGUCCCUCUCCACAGCCAGGCAACCAUAAGGGUGGGUCUGGAGGUUCUCUGUGGGCUCCAAGAAAGCCAGAAGCAGUUACCAGGCCUGAGGAAGCCUCUGGGAGCCUUUCUCCAGCCUCCUUAUCCUCUCUUCACUUCUCCCUUCCUGGUCUCCAUUCUCUUUGGCUUCCUAUACUGGAUGAUGAGAUACUAGCCUGGCAGUGCUUUAAUCCCAGUGCUUGGGAGGUAGAGGCAGGCAGAUUUCUGAGUUGGAGGCCAGCCUGGUCUACAGAGUGAGUUCCAGGACAGCCAGGGCUACACAGAGAAACUCUGUCUCAAGAAGAAGAAGAAGAAGGAGGAGGAGGAAGAGGAGGAGGAGGAAGAAGAGGAGGAGGAGAGAGAGAGAAAGAGAGAGAGAGAGAGAGAGAGAGAGAGACCUAGUGGGCAGAGCUCAGACUGGGCAAGAAUCAGUUCCACUCUUUCUCUGGCCUUGAGCAUAUGUUUAGCUUCUCUAGUCUUGCUCCCAAUGUGGAUAGUGAGUAGCUUUUCCUUUUACUGGCCUCCCCUGAGAUUGAAGGAUGUAGAUAUUUUCCUAGUGCCUGUCCCAGAGGGUGUGAGUACAUGUUCCUGCCCUCCUGCCCAGGCUGCUUGACCUAAGGUGAGAGUAUGAGAGGCAGAGUGCUUAGUGAUAAUAGCAGUCUUUGAGAGAGCAGUCUUUGCCUCCAUCAUGCUUCUGUCUCCUCCCUGGUCAGGUGUAGACCUCACCUCUGUGCCUCACUUUUCUUACCUGUGAGAUGGGGUGAAUAUGUGUGUAUGUGUGUGUGUGUGUGUUCUCACCUGUGAGGUGGGGAAUAUGCAUACAUUUAUGCUAAUAUAUUCUAGUUUUAUCAAGCUAAUUAAAAGAGAGUUUAUCUAUGUAAA